UUAGUCACUAAACCACUGUGUGAGUUUCAUUACAUUUCCUUUUUCAUGCUCACAAUUCCUCAUACCAAACCAGUUUCUCAUCAGUGACUAACAUUACAGAACACCAACUACCGAGAAGCAGUUUCCUCAUUUGCAUGCAGAAUCUGUCGGAACAGAGAUACGCUUCUGUGCAUGAGGCUCAUAAACUGAAUCCUGAGUGGAGAGAUUACAGGAGCCCAGACACUUGCCAAGGACGGAGUCUGAUCUAGGGACAGUGUCUGGUUCAGGAACAGUGUCUGGUCCCGGAACAGUGUCUGCCUUGUACAGGGUCUGAUAGGCAGCAGGCAUUGAGUAGUGGAGAUGGUUCUGGGUGUUGAUAUGAAUUCUCUGUUGAGCUAUGUGGAGCCAGUAGUGGUUGUUACCAAUGUGGCCAAUUCCCUGUUUGAUACAGCACUACUGAUGGAGGUAUAUGACCACCUGAAUGGGACAGCGGCUGGAAGCAGUGACCUGGUCCAGAAGGAAGUGGCCCGGUUCUACAUGAUUUACAACAUGAUCUACUCGUUAGCCCCCUUACUGACCACGGUGCUUCUGGGAAGGUGGGCUGAUUGCCAAGGCCAGAAGGUGCUACUGGUGGUGCCAUUACUGGGCUACCUGCUGGGAAGACUCUUACUACUGUUCACCCACAUUUUCCAGCUGCCUGUCAAUGUGAUGUUCGGCUCUGCUGUGAUCAAUGGAUUGACUGGAGGAUUCCCAGCUUACUGGAGUGGGAUUAAUGCCAUCACUGCCCUGAGGUCAGGACCAGCCAGACGCAGUCUGAGGUUAAAUAUACUGGAGGUAGCGUCGGGGAUAGCUGGAUUCAUUGGCAGUGUGGCAUCUGGCCACUUCUUCCUGAUGAAAGUUAACAACCAACAUGGGCUCUUACUGAUCUGCCUGUGCCUGACUCUGUACUUACUAAGUCUGCUGUAUUCAGCAUUUAUCCUUCGUUAUCCUUCUGUCCAACCACAAUGUCAGGUUCCCACAGAGGUGAAUGACCCCAGCCCGAAGAGAUACAGCAUACAGAUGGCUCUUCUCUUUGUCUGCUACCUCCUGUAUGAUUUUGGAGUGACUGGUGGUGAGAACAUCAUCUCAAUCUUUGUCCUGAAGCCCCCCUUGAGCUGGGAUGCAGUCUGGGUGGGCUACGGUAAAGCUGCUUGCUACGUCAUGUUUCUGACCAGCUUUCUCGGAGUUCUGAUUCUCUCCAAAUGGCUGAGUGACACCUCCCUGGUGUUUACGGGCAUCAUCUCCAAUACGUCUGGGUUCAUCACCAUGGCCUUUGUGAGGAGGAGUUCAGUCUAUUUUGUUGCUCGCAGCAUGAUGUUAUUCUCUUGUAUUCCAAUGCCCACAAUUCGAGCUCAGCUGUCCAAGCAAAUGGAAGGGGCUUCUUACGGUUCCAUCUUCGCCUGGCUACAGUCAGCAAUUGCUUUAACAGACGUGAUUUCCACCGCUAUGUUCAACAGUCUGUACGCUAACUCAGUCCAGUCGGCCAGUAACUUCCUUCUACUCCUAGCUGCAGCGAUAUGUUGGUCCAGCACUGUGCCAGUUGUGGUUUAUAGCUGGAGAGAGAAAAGGGGAACUCACAGCUCGAUUGCUGGCACAGACUCAGGACAGAGACUGAUCGCAGAGGAACUGCACUAGAGUGAUGACAGCUGUGCAUCGUCUCUUUCGGAAUGAGGAAUCACAGCCAGGAUGUGAAAAUCCAGUUGACAGAAAGAGACCAAGGGGUUAAAGUUCAAGGAAAGAACAUCGAGGCCUGAUCAUGAGGAAUUCUCAUUUCUUGGUCUCAAACUGAAAAUGAUUGGAGCAUUGACAUGGGAGCUUGCUGUGGCUCCCAAAGGUGCUGGGGUCUUGAAAAAGAAUACUUUUGGGAAUGAUAGACUGGCGGUAACGUUAUUGGACCUAAUUCAGGGAAUGGGAGUAUUGAGCUUUUGAAUCCAGCUUUAAGAUUGUCCCUGAGGCUAUAGGGUGGGUCAAGAAAUCGCCAACUGAUUCACAAGUAUUCUUGAGGGAGGGAAAGCUGCCAUCCUUGACCAAUCAAGGAGCCCGCAAACCGUGUAUUUUGAUGAAAUCUUGCAAAUCUUUCAGUUCAUAAAAUGAUUCAAAGCAGCUGAAGGACAAUGAGUGCCAAUGAAUCCCAUAUCCCGAGAUUGAAUGGAAGAUCAGCUGAAGUGCAUAAUAAUUAUCUGUUUAUUUAUUCCAUCAGAUUUAUUCUGUCAGAUAUUGCAGCUUGAGAUUAAUGUUGAUCUACCUCACCGUGGGAUCUUUCUGUUUGCCUGAUGACCCUGAUUUGUUAUUACAGCAGAGAAAUCCUCCAGGAUUCUGUAAUAGUGCACACCACUGAGUUAUUUUUGCAGUUGCUCGUUAGCUCGCUGAGCCAGUUGUUCUGUUGUGUGCAGAUGUUUCGUUACCCUUCUAGGCAACAUCAUCAGUGUGACCUCUAAUCAAAACAUUGGUGUUCUGCUUCCUUCCAGAUUUAUAUGAUCCUCUGGUGUGAUGGUCUUGUCACUUUCAGUUCUGUUGUUUUAGCAGCGGUCUGCAUACAAGGUCUAUUUCUGUGGGUUUGUUAAUGGAGUCCCGUGUUGGGAACCAGGCCUCCAGAAAUUCCCUUGCAUGUCCGUUGUUCGCUUAUCACUUUGUACCAAUCAAACUGAUGAUCCUCAUUGUCUGUGUCACAUCUGGAAGGAAGCAGAACACCAACACUUCGAUUAAAGGUCGCAUUGAUGAUGUUGCCUAAAAGGGUAAUGAAACAUCUGCACACCACAGAAUAACCAGCUCAGCAAGCAAACGAACAACUGCCUCCAUACCCAAGCUACAAAUUUUCGCUAUGAGUUAUUUUUCCCUAACUGUUCAGGAUCUGUCAUACUGCUUACAUAUAAAACAGUCUAACUCUGGGCAACUGCCCAAUACCACAUCCUUAUUGAAAACAGAAGUUCUGACUUAUUCUUCCUGAUACCACCCACUUAAUGCACGAUUUACCAUCAGGGCAAUACAAACCCACCCAGAUCCAGACAAGAGAUUGCAAUAGAGUGAAUAAGCUGUUCAAAAAUGCCCAUCUAACUUCUUUCACAGAAUGAACAUUUGGAGGGAAAAGACUGAGCAGUUCCCUGGGAAGAGUCAGCAUGACUUUGCCAGAAGAAAGGUUGUGUUUAACCAAUUUAUUGUGGCUCUUUGAAGAAGUAACAUGCAUUGUGGAUAAAGGGGAGCCUAGCAAUAUACUGUACUUGGAUUGCCAGUGAGCUUUUGAUAAGGUGCCAUUUCAAAGGUUAUUGUGGAAUAAAAAAAGCUCAUUGGUGUAGGAGGUAACACAUUGGCAUGGACAGAAGACUGGCUUUCCAAUAUGAAGUAGAAAGUAGUAAUAAAUAGGACUCUGUUUGGCAGGAUGUGACAAGUGAAAUCCAAUACAAAUGGCAUUUUGUUGGACUUUCUGUUGGACCAAAGCUGGACUAGUGUCUUAUACAUGUUUAGCAUAACUGCCUGGUGUUUGAACUAUAUUGAAGGAGUCACUUAUCCCAACUGCUUUAUCAAUGAAUUGGUUAACUUGUGUCUCAACUUUCAAAAAAUUGUUUGCAAACAUCCUCUGGUCUCUCAUGUCUUUCAUCCCCUUUAAAAUUGUCUACAAUUGUGUCUCCUUAUUCUCCUGUCUAAAGUGCAUGCCUUACAACAUUGAAUUCCAUCUACCAUGUGCCUAUCUAUUUAACAUAGAACAUAGAACAUUACAGCGCAGUACAGGCCCUUCGGCCCUCGAUGUUGCGCCGACCUGUGAAACCAAUCUGAAGCCCAUCUAACCUAAACUAUUCCAUUAUCAUCCAUUUCACCAGUCUAUGUCCUUUUGAUGUCCAUCACUAUCUCCCCGCCAUUUAUUACACUUGCACAUUGUAUCAUUUGCAAUUUCAAAACUAUGCCCUAGAUCCCCAAGCCUGGACAUUAGUUUGCAUCAUAAACUGUCCCUGCCAGUGCUCCUGUCCCAGCCAGUGCUCCUGUCCCUGCCAGUGCUCCUGUCCCAGCCAGUUCUCCUGUCCCAGCCAGUGCUCCUUCCCUGCCAGUGCUCCUGUCCCUGCCAUUGCUCCUGUCCCUGCCAGUGCUCCUGUCCCUGCCAGUGCUGCUGUCCCAGCCAGUGCUGCUGUCAUUACCAGUGGUAUGUACAAUCUUGGGCAUCUGAGCAGCCCUGUCUGAUCUCUCCACAGGUGUCUAUGGUUCAAGAAUGACGUUAAACCUUUCACAGUGUUACACAGAACAGUCUCGAUUUUACCUGUGCAAUUAUCCCAGGCUAUAAAUCAGACAACAAGAACACAAUACAUUGAUGAUUUAAGAAAAUGAGUAAUUAAUAAAUAUGACUGUUACAAAAUGCCAAGUAGUAGAGCUGACCAUUAAAAUCAUUUUUGUCACCUGAUUUGUUAGGUUGAAAAUGCCUAAUGGAUUCUUUAAGGUUUGGUCAAAAUGAUUACAAGAAGGCAUGUGUGCUUUGAUAUGAAGCAAAUUUAUCAGCUUAAUCUACUUAAUAUAUACGUAUACAAACUAAUGAGUGUAUCUAUUAACUUAAACUACAUAAUAUACAUAUAUACAGGCUAUACAAGUUUGGUGGCCUUGGUUAGCACAUUUAUUAGGAACAAGUGUUUAAUGACAAUUAGUCUCACUGCCUUCUGCCUGUCAGGGACCUCAUUUUGCAAUGGGGGGUCUGGGGAAUUCAGGGUUCCUGGCACUGUCCACGAUCCCGCUCCAAGAUCAAGUCAGAUGAGUGUGACAGAGUCCCUGAUGUUAAUACUAUUCUGGUUACAUGCUGUACCAUUACUUUCAGUACUUUUCCAGAUAUUUCAUUGUGCAGACAAUAAGUUGAAAACAUCAUUCCAGUGGCGCCGUGUCAAUUAUGUAAAAUAAUGCCCCCCAUUGACAAUCAAGGUUAUGCAGUUACCCAACAGCUAAAAUAAACUGUUUUUACACCAGACCAGUAACUUUCCACUUGUCUAUAAUUGCUGAUUGUCAUGCCCAAUUAAUCCUUAAUGAUUAAUCUUAAUGGUCGGGUGUGAAGACAUCAUUUUUUAUGAGCCAAUCACUACACCUUCUCACAAGAAGCAGAGCUAGAGGGGGACACAGAGACACAGCCCCAGCUCUUGGUCACAAGGGUAAGGGUGAACUAGGGAGUUGGAUUGACCGAACACUGACCUGGUAUUCACUUCUGAUGAUGCACUCUCCAAGCUGGCCUUGUCACAAUCCAUACAACAGCAGGGUUCAGAGAUAGGUCACUUUUCAGCCUGGGGUUUCCUCCUGUUCUGGUCCAGAGUGUGGAGUUUGGGAAGGAGCAGGACAAGGGAGGUAAGCUGUCUUUGUGUGAGAGCGUUUGGCUCACAGACAUACACACACACAUAUGCAUAGAUUGACUCACUCGUGCACACUUUCAGCAGGGAUGUCAGCGACCAGUGACCAGAGUCAGGACGCCAGCAGCCAGAGCAGGGAUGCCAGUGCCCCAGUGCGGAGCAGGGGUAGCAGCCUGGUGCAGAGUGUGGUAGCAGCAGCCUGGUGUGGGAGUGGGGAUAGCGAUCCAGUGCAGAGUGCAACGGCAGCCAGCAGUCACCAGUUUGCAUUUACCUGCUGUGAAGAGCUUUCAGAGAGGGGCUGUAAUGUUUGCCUUUUUAACUUUGCUUCAUGUUUUUUUUCUGACCUAUUGUCAUACUGUGUAUAGUUGUAAUGUAAUUAUUUUCCUUCAUUUCUCUAUUCUGUACCUAAGGACUGUACCUUGGUACAUUUGUACCUAAGAUGGCGCUGUAAGUGGCGACUUCUAAA
This is a messenger RNA of Rhincodon typus (whale shark), 5793 nucleotides long. RefSeq names its product thymic stromal cotransporter homolog. The record is from RefSeq and is a predicted model, not a curated record. The transcript is spliced from 4 exons. Gene Ontology annotation, cellular component: membrane. NCBI's taxonomy places the organism in Eukaryota, Metazoa, Chordata, Chondrichthyes, Orectolobiformes, Rhincodontidae. The coding region runs from base 340 to 1653 and encodes 437 amino acids. Gene Ontology annotation, molecular function: transmembrane transporter activity. Gene Ontology annotation, biological process: transmembrane transport.